This is a messenger RNA of Moneuplotes crassus, 895 nucleotides long. The record is from the annotation of a GenBank genome assembly. Lineage: Eukaryota; Ciliophora; Spirotrichea; Euplotida; Euplotidae.
AUGCUUGCUGAUACAUACAAAGAAUUUUUCAAUUGACGCAUGAACCAGCAUUUGAUGCAGCCAGGACAGGCUUACCCUGACUACUUCCCUAGUGGUGGGAUAUCUAGUGGUGGGAUGCCUAGCGGUGGGAUGCCUAGCGGUGGGAUGCCUAGCGGUGGGAUGCCUAUCAACCAGAUGUAUGCCCUGCCUCGGCAAGAUAUGGGCCAUAUCAUUAGGAUCAACUUCUAUGUGCGAGGCUUGAGACCUGUAAUCCUCCAUGUUGACAAGAGAAGUGAUACUUUAGAUAGCUUGAAGAGGAAAAUAUCAGAAAAGCUCAACUUGCAAUGGAGCCUAGAUAAAAUUUUGGAUAACUUCAGUUUUUACUUGGAAACAGGAGCAAAGGUAGAGGAUAUAGGUCUCUUAGAAAAUAAUGAUCAUGUCCUAAUGGAUGACUGAUCCGACAAAAUGAAAAAUCAGAGUUGAAAGCGGGAAGAUGAACUAGAACGACUUCCUCCAAUUUAUAUGAAGCCAAAAGAAUAUUAUUCUGGAUUCGGUUAUAAUCAAGGAAACAGAGUAUAUGCAGGAUAUCCUUUUCAUCCAAUCCCUGUACUUUUUAUACCAGAUAUGCUUCCUAAGCAAAGGUGCAUGGAGCUGUUAAAAAGUGAGCCUAAAAAGCCUCAAAAGAUUAAUGAAAAUUCUGAAAUUUCCUCUCAUCAGACAACAACUUACGAUUACUCUUCUACUAAAGCAAGCCCUCAUGCACCAUUAGAUUUGUUCAAAAGUCAGAAAAACUCUGAAUUAUUUGAUCCAAACAUCCAUAUUAGAAAUUCCAGUCCAUUAAGAUCUAAUACCACCCAAGCAGACAACAACGACGAUAACUCCUCCAGACCCUCUAAAGACCCUUGAUCAUCUUAAG